UUGAAAGUGUGUAAAAAAUCAAUUCCUGCGCUAUUUUAGUAGCUAAUGUCACAUUGGAGGGUUUUAGUACGUAUUCUAUUUUCCUAAGUCAUUAACCUUAGCAAUGGAGGGCAUUUGCUAGAGAAUGGCUCAUUUAUGACUCUUUCAUGCAGUGCCCUAUGCUCUCGGCCGAAAGAAUAGCAAAGUAUUUGACGGGAAAGAAUAUCCGAUACUAUGACCCCAGUGCCGACUUUGGGAGUCAUGUUGUUGUGAUCAAUUCUAGACACAUUGCUGCAAAAGAUAAUAGUCGAUAUUGGAAACGGUUCUUAUACACUACACAUACAAGGUUCCCUGUAAAUCGCGUUGAAGAAACAAUGGAGGAAAUUCACAGGCGUGAUCCUACUGAGGUUAUUCGUUUAGAAAUUAAAGCCGUCUUACGAAAUAAUGAAUCCCGUAAAUAUCAAUUAUCUCGUCUUCAUAUAUACCCUGAUAAUAUUGAAACUAUUCCCAAGGACAUUAUUGCCAAUAUUUCAGGAGUAAUACCACAAGUUAUGAAAGUACCAAAACGUCUUGAUCAAUACUCUGCUGAAGAACUUAAUGAAUUUCCUAAACUUUUUGAUUGGCCUGAAGGUUAUCAUGUUGCCCCGCUUAGUUCAAUUGCAAACAAGCUGAAAACCAGAGGAUCAAAAUAACAUGCUGAUAUUGUAUUACUGCAUAUCUGUAUAUUAUAUAAAAUGAAAUAGAUGAAAAA
Messenger RNA from Schistosoma margrebowiei, 730 nucleotides. The record is from the annotation of a GenBank genome assembly. NCBI's taxonomy places the organism in Eukaryota, Metazoa, Platyhelminthes, Trematoda, Strigeidida, Schistosomatidae.